AGAGUCAUUUAAAUAAUUUGUCGCAGGUGAGGGUAAGCGCAGACUUGGAGCCAACUUCGGUGACAUGUCAAUGCAGACAGAAUGUUUCAAUAAUCAAAUGUAUAAAGUUAUUUUAAUAAUUAAGUGGCGUAAAAAAUCAUGAAAUACAAUGAAAAAGAGUUAAUUGAAAUAAGUCGGGGUAUUGGUGAACUGGAAGGACGUUUGAAUCACAAACGGGCACAUAAAUCAGUAUUCAAAGAACGAUGGUUCAAACUGAAAAGCAACUUGUUAUUUUACUUCAACAUCACAGAACUAGGGCAGGUUGACGAAAAACAACCUGCUGGAAUAAUAAUCCUCGAGAACUACAACGUCAACACGGAUGCCGCGUCAGAAGGACCAUUUGCUUUCAGCAUCGUGUUCAGAGAUGAGCAAGACAAGCGUCACAUUCUGACCGGGAGGUCUGAGUCACAAGUCAGCCAGUGGGUGUCUGCGUUGAAGCAAGCGAGCUACGAGUACUGGCGCUCCCAGCUGAUUAUGCUUCAGGAAAAAUUAUGUCAGAAGACUGGUAAAGAUCCAUUACUCAUUUUUCCGCGUAACCGCGGAGUCAUCAGAGAUGAAGCCUGGAAUACAACGACAACUUUCCGAUCUCACAUACGUUCAUUAACCGGUUCCACGUCCUCGCUGACGUCUGUUAUUAAUAAGGAAACAAAUCUCAUCGAGUUAUCGUAGCUAUCUACCUUUUGUACAGAGAUUAAUAAUAAUAACUGCAUUAUUGACAACCAAAUAUAUUUAUUGAUCAAUUUAACAAACAUUUUCUUUUUGUUUUAACUAUUUAAUUGUGCUUACUGUAAUUAUAAAUAGAUUCUGGUUGAUGAAAUGUAAAAUUAAUAACUAUUUUGAUAACAAUAAAUCAGUAAAUUAUUUUUAAAUAAA
Messenger RNA from Microplitis mediator, 912 nucleotides. RefSeq names its product pleckstrin homology domain-containing family J member 1-like. Gene Ontology annotation, cellular component: early endosome; recycling endosome; trans-Golgi network. NCBI's taxonomy places the organism in Eukaryota, Metazoa, Arthropoda, Insecta, Hymenoptera, Braconidae. Bases 139 to 708 code for a protein of 189 amino acids. Gene Ontology annotation, biological process: endosome organization; retrograde transport, endosome to Golgi; receptor recycling. The record is from RefSeq and is a predicted model, not a curated record. The transcript has 2 exons.